UUCAAAUAAUGGGAUUUACGAAUUUCCCGUGGGAAAUGGACCACUGAUCGCCAACCCUAUCACCACUGCCGACAUUUACAGAGAAACAAGCUGCCUUCUAAUCAAAUCAAGCAAAGCCCCGGAAAACAACAAGAUCUAGAAUGAGCAAGAAUCUUGCACGGGCAAACGAAUGGCUUCGACAACUAGUAGAGGGUGAGCUCGGUCAUGAACUGGAAAACAUAACUCUUGCAAACCUUGAAACCCUCAAGGCUCAUGAGGGCUAUAUACUCUGCAGUUAUAUCAUACCAGUGAAGCUAGCUGAUAAAGAUGGAAAUUGGGAAGUUGGAUCCAUAGCAUCGAUAAUAGACACCGUGGGAGGGGUUGCCAUUUACUCUUUUUCUGGGCAUAUCAAGGCCUCCGUUGACUUCAGCAUUUCCUUCUAUUCCACCACCAAGGUUCAGGAAGAAGUAGAGAUAGAGGCAAAGGUUGCAGGGGAGAGGGGAACGCUUACAUCGGUGCUGGUGGAGGUGAGAAAGAAGGACAAUGGGCAACUAAUUGCUUUGGGUAAACAAUGGAUGACUUCAAACAAUCCAGGUUUUAGGAAAGUGAGUAAGCUUUGAGCUGUCGCCUUGUCCUUGAUCUAUUAUAUUGAUCACAACAUUUACAUCAAAUCAAUUGUACUAUUUUGGAUGUCUGCGGUUCAGUUUCGUUAUUGUUCUGCAUCAAGCAAGACAAGAGUAUCUAUUUUCAUCACGUAUUUUCCCAAGUACAGGGAAUGCAAGAACUGAUCUUUUUGGCAAA
Mangifera indica (mango) is the source of this 780-nucleotide messenger RNA. RefSeq lists its product as uncharacterized. Lineage: Eukaryota; Viridiplantae; Streptophyta; Magnoliopsida; Sapindales; Anacardiaceae. The transcript has 3 exons. The coding region runs from base 141 to 599 and encodes 152 amino acids. Gene Ontology annotation, molecular function: fatty acyl-CoA hydrolase activity. The record is from RefSeq and is a predicted model, not a curated record.